CAUGCAAAGAACAAAGAUGGCCGUUGGAAGCGCGUCAUAAAUACGUACUGACGUUGUUUAUAUUUGCGCUUACUUACAUUAUUUAAUAUUUACCAGCAUACUUUCAUUUUGUGAUCGUGUAGAAUAUAAUGUUACUGUAUAAUUCGUUGUAAAUUAACUGUUGGAUUACUAUAAUGUUUUGAAAUUUACACACGGAACGAUGUCAAACAACACUGUCGGCUCGUCGGGGCCUGCUCCCGGCAAAAUACGUGGACCUGGAAGACCUCCAAAACGCACAUGCACCUGGUGCGCUGAAAGUAAAACACCUCUAAAGUAUGUACUUCCAACAGAGAAUGGCAAGAAAGAAUUUUGUUCUGAAACGUGUUUGUCUGAAUUCAGACAGGCAUACAGCAAAGGCGCCUGUCUUCACUGUGACAAUGUUAUUCGGGGUAAUGCGCCUUCUAGUAGUAAGAAUUUUUGUUCUACAUAUUGUUUAAAUAAAUACCAAAAGAAAAAUGAAAAGCGAACUACGUCCCCGCAAUCAGGUAAUGGAGCUAAUGGUUCAGAAAAUAACUCUAAUAACAAUUCUACGGGUUCAUUUUACGACAUAUAUCAAGCAUUUGAUUGGAAUGAUUAUAUGAAAGACACAAACAGUGUGGCGGCGAAUCAAGAAUGUUUCAAACAGGCUCCCAUGCCUCCUGUAAAUGACUUCAAAGUGAGCAUGAAAUUAGAGGCUCUAGAUCCACGCAACUUGACAUCGACCUGCAUUGCAACAGUUGUAGGAGUCCUGGGUCCACGCUUAAGGUUAAGGCUAGAUGGCAGUGAUAAUAAAAAUGAUUUUUGGCGUCUUGUUGAUGCUGGUGACAUACAUCCCAUAGGACACUGUGAAAAAAAUGAUGGUAUGUUGCAGCCACCACUUGGUUUUCGUAUGAAUGCAAGUAGUUGGCCGAUGUUUUUGUUAAAAACAUUGAAUGGUGCAGAAAUGGCUCCAGCAAAAGUUUUUCAACCUGAACCUCCAACCCCUAAGUCAAAUCUGUUUGUUGUGGGUCAAAAAUUGGAGGCUGUGGAUAAGAAAAAUCCACAGUUAAUAUGUUGUGCGACAGUUGGUGCAGUGAAGAAUGAUCAGAUACAUGUAACUUUUGAUGGAUGGAGAGGAGCAUUUGAUUAUUGGUGUAGAUACGAUUCAAGAGAUAUAUUUCCGGUUGGUUGGUGUGCUAGGGCUGGUCAUCCUCUACAACCACCUGGUCAAAAAAGUGCUACUACACCCUCAAGGUUCAAGCUAAGGCCUAGUGGAAUGCCUAACCCAGCUUUGCCUGAGGGUGGAUCUACUGGUGCCGGGAACUCAAACAGUCCUACUACCCCCAUCCCAUUGGCCACUGUGUGCCUGCGUAUUCGUAGCAGUUGCUCUGGAGGCAGCAGUUCCUUGCCAAGUUCAGUUUCUGGGUCAGGACCCACUGGAGCCGCUGAAAGUUUAGUAAAGGAAUUGCUCAGUGUACAUCCAGAUCCUCAAAGGUUAACAAGAGCAAUACUCACAGCAUCUAGUAGCUAUUCUAAUGUUAAUAAUGUACAGAUUUCAUCAGGAAGUAAAAAUUAUUCUGUCAAAGUUCCUUCAGAGUUGACUGCAGAUGAACUUAAAAAUUGGUUAAAAGGAGUGUGUAAUGGAGUUGGGUGUUGUGUUGGGAUGAUAGACAUAGACUCAGGGGAGGCUGCAGGUCGGCCUUGCACCUUAUGUGGCGAGUCAACAUCAAAUAAUGUUACUACAGGUGUCAAAAGACCAAAAACUGAGGAAAGUGAUGGCACUAAUGUGAAUGGGUCUGGUGAGUGCUCGAGUGGAAAGCUGGCUCGCGUGUCCCCGGAGCGGCCAGAGCCGGCGUCGUCCACUACGGGGGCGCCGCCGCCACCUUCGCCGUCCUCUCCACCCGCUGACUGGUCUGUGGAAGACGUCAUUGGUUUUAUUGCAGCCGCUGAUCAGGCAUUAGCCGCCCAUGCUGAUUUAUUUAGGAAACAUGAAAUUGACGGCAAGGCGUUGUUGCUAUUGAAUUCGGACAUGAUGAUGAAGUACAUGGGCUUAAAAUUGGGACCUGCACUAAAAAUCUGUAACUUGGUAUCUAAAAUAAAAAAUCGGCGACAUUAUAGCACCUAGCCAUGUAGGUAUUUAAAUUUAUAAACAUAAUGCGCUCUUAGAGUGUGAAACUAUAAGUUUCUUAGUUUUCUUUUAAUUUAAGGCGUUUCUAUUCCUGCAUUUUAAAAAUAAAUAAUUUUCACUAGAAACUGCUUUAUUUUCGUCUGAAUCUCAGAUAAAACUGUAUUAUGAAAUAGUUAUUUUAAUUUUUAAUAAUCGUAAUAAAGCUUUGUUUGACCCUAUAAACAGACUAGGCUUGCUACAUAAACAUUUUAGCAAUGCAGGAGUUGCAUUUUAAUUUACCUUUAUAAAUAUGUAGUGGCAGGGUGUUGAAAACUUAUACAUAUAAAUUUUAUCUUGUUUAUGGUUUUAUGUCAAAUAGUCAUGCCAGCCUAGUUUGUUAACUAAUAGACUUAGCUCCAUUCAUUUUUUCACAAUAAUAUAAUUUUGAUAACAUGUUUAACCUGGUUGACAACAAGACCAGGCUGAACAAUAUAUAGAAUAUAAUUGUUUGUGAAAACUGAUAAAACAGCAAUAUUUAAUUGUUUACGAAAUUACGUUAUUAGAAGAAUUUUGUUAUGUAGUUGACAGUUUAAUGGGAUAAUCAUUGUAUUACAUCGCUCAAACUUCCAUGUAAUAAUAUUUAAUUCCAUUCCAUAAAGUGCUUAGUCCAUGGCCCUAUAAGAUUAAUUUAUAUAGAUAUACAGAUUCAUAGUAUUUUCAAUGAUGGCCAUGUUAUGUCAAAUUUCGCUUAACACAAAUUAAUUAUAAGUCUGAAUCGAUAUUUAUGCAGAUUAAUAUAAUACAAAAUUGAGUGUAUGUAAAUAAGAUGAAUUAUGAAAAGUUAGAGCUCAUAUUAUGGUUACGAUCUAUGUAUUUAUCAGUGGUAUAUUGAGGUAAUGUUCUUAAGCUGCUAUCAUUCUUCAGGUAUUUUUCGUAGAUAUAGUACAGAAGUAUUAAACAGAUUCUAGAAUGCUGGUCAGAAAGUUUAAAAUAAUUAAUUAUAAAAAUAUUUAUUGUUCUUUCAAAUAUCUAAAAUAUGAAGUAAAGGGUGCCUGAAGUAAUUAGAUAAACUUAAGGCUUUUGGUAGUAAUUAAGAGCAAGGUUAUUAAAUAAAAUAAACUUCGCACGAAUUACGCAUAUUUGCAAAGAUAGCAAAAAUUAAGCAAAGGUAUAUCUACCUGCGUUGAAACAGCAAAUGGAGUUUAUUUUGUUUAUUGAUUCCUACAUUUGGACUUACAUGUACAAUCAAAUUAUUUGGAUACAUAUUUAUAUCAAUUAUAAGGUGCAGUUUUGAUUAUAAUAAUACCUCCAUCUAGAUUUCCUUGUAGUUUUAAACAAACGGUAUAGUCAUGUAAAUAAGUAUUUGAAUGAGUAUAAUUGCAUUUAAUGUAGAUAAAGCUCAUCUUGCAUAUUCCAUUGACUUCUUAUAAACUGUUAUUCUCUGUACUGUUAGGUAUUAAAUAAAUUGUAUAUAAAUAUCGGCUAGUCGUGCGUUAAACUGUUGCCUGAACGCUAAAUAAGUACAUAAUAAAAUUGAAUUGCAACCUUUAAAAUUCAAUACCAUGUACAGAAAUUUUAUUGUAGAUUAGGGUCUUAGUGCCUUUCAGUAAUUAGGAGUACUUAAGAUUGUCCCAAGACGUAUCAUGAUUUAAGACAAAUUAGCGCUCAAUGACACCAAUAGAAGCUGUGAUUUUAUAUGACGAUGUAAUGUUCAAACUCUCGUCUUACACAAAACAGAUAUUCUUCUCUAUCUUUAAACCUUUAAUUUGAUUUCAAUAUUAGUUAUUAUUGAUUGUUCCUUGUAUAUUGUAACGAUUGCAGAAAUAUUUUAUUUAUAGAGAUUGGUAUUUAAUUUUGCCAUUGCCAAGCGUUAUAAUGUUUAAACAUUUCAUCAUGUGAUAUUUCAAUGUUAUCUGUUAAAGUAAUAAAUAAUAAUAUUAAAAUAUUGAUAUGUUGCUAUAAUAAUAAUUACGUGAUGUAUAUUUAAGUUUUUACAUGACACGAAUAAUAACUAAGCGAAGUAGCUAUUUAAUUUCCUAUUUUGUUGGUGUAAAUAUUUUUUAUAAUAGAUACUUUUGUUGUAAUAUGAAAAAUCUGCUAGCUAAGGUUUAUUUCAUUAGCAUUAUCAACAUGAUAAACUUUAGUUUAUUUGACCUCGAUUUAAUUCAUUAUUAAGACUUCAUGAUUAAAAUUUAGACUCAUUUAUUCAUUGUUGCCCAUUUCUUGGAAGAACGUGAUGAAAAUAUAAAGAUAUCGACAAUUUUGAGGGUCAGUCAAGAUAAUAGAAAUGUUACCUUGAUACUUGUUAAAUGGAUAUUUGCACAGCCUCCUCGUACUUGUUUUGUGUAGUGUGUUUAGUGCAUCACACCUGGGCCCCAAUUCAGCUGUUUACAGUGGCCGAUGAAUUAAUGGAAAUAGGAUUAAAAUUACAUUAUUCUUAUUCUCAUAACGCCAUCGGCCUUCAUCGGCUAUUGUAAUUAGCGGAAUUGGUUCCCUGAUUUGUCACCCUUAGUGGAACUGGAUGGUCACUUCGCAAGGCAAUUUGUGACAUGGUGUUUAAACCAUGUCACAAAUUGCCUACUAUGAAACAAACAUGAUCCUUCUAAUACUAUAAACGUGAAACUUUUAUGUAUAGAUAUUUGUUACUCUUAAACGCAUAAAAAUACUGAACGGAUUUAGAAGAAACUAGGUACAUAGAUAGUUUAUAACCUGGUUUAAUUAUAACAACGCCAUUCUGACAAUUUCUAUGUUUAUAAAUUUUGCCAUUCCCUGUUGCCCGCGGGCUUGCCCGCUACAAAUCAGAAAUGAUACCGCGAACAUCUACUUCUGUGUUAAUCCAGGUUAUAAACUGUUUAUCACAUUUUGUCUUAACCCGUUCAGUGGUGUUUGCGUGAAACCAAGGCUCCAUUCAAACAAAGUUUCGCGGUUAUAAUAUUAAGGGUGCUCUACACCCGCUCGCGAUUCUUGCUGUGAAUUCACGCUGCUAUUCGCGCCGUUCCCCGCAUCGAACGGGGUACGGUGCGAAGCGUGCGCGCGAAUCCAUCUACACAAGCAUUUCGCGUCCUUUAGCGCCGCGAGGGUAGAACGUGCUUUAGAAGGAUUUUGUUUAAAUCGUUGUUAACAAUAAAUUUUGUGAUCUUCAUUUACUGGGCCUAAUACCUAUGCUUCAAAAUAAUUAAGGCAUACAUCGUAAUAAUGAAAA
Molecule: messenger RNA, 5306 nt
Organism: Trichoplusia ni (cabbage looper)
Lineage: Eukaryota; Metazoa; Arthropoda; Insecta; Lepidoptera; Noctuidae
Gene: Scm
Product: polycomb protein Scm
Exons: 5
Coding region: 200-2122 (640 amino acids)
Biological process (GO): regulation of DNA-templated transcription
Cellular component (GO): nucleus
Molecular function (GO): zinc ion binding; protein binding
Source: RefSeq, a predicted model, not a curated record